This is a messenger RNA of Pseudo-nitzschia multistriata, 2963 nucleotides long. The record is from the annotation of a GenBank genome assembly. NCBI's taxonomy places the organism in Eukaryota, Bacillariophyta, Bacillariophyceae, Bacillariales, Bacillariaceae.
AAGUGGUUCCGCCCCAACGAUACAAAAUUAAAAAUUGUACGAAGUGUCACAACUUCAUAGCAAAACAGGACUGCUUUAUGGCGGUUUAGAUUUAGCAACAGCAGAAGAAAGAAAAGACUCAGCUCUGUAGUCUACCCCAAGCCAAAGGAAGGUUUCGUCUGAUUGAAAGCACAUCACCUGGAAAGGCCCUGAAAAGCAAUCUUGAAUAGCAAUCAUGAUGGCACUGGAUUGCGGUUCGUUGGAAUUCUUGAGCCCAUUCCCACUGCAGCCAGUCUCUGUUGACAAUUCCGAUUUCGAUGAGCUUCCCGUCGAGGAACGCCUGGAAAUCACCCGGCGCAAUCUUCAAGAAGUUCAGGCUAACCUGCGCAUCAAGAACAGCGAAUAUGAAGACCUACAGCAGGAAAUGAAAUUCCACGCAAUCAAAAACGAAGAACUGAUGGAUGUUGUCAAUGCCUUCCGAUCCUCUUCGGUCGAUCGGUCCCGCGACAUCAUGAAGGCCAAGGCGGAACAAAAUUCCGAACUAACCCUGCAGAAUCACGCGCUUCGAGAUCUCCUGACCAAAUCGGGAGAGGAAAUAGCGGCUUUGCAACAGGAGAUUCGGGAAAAGACUGCGGAGGGGGAAAGUCUGUCCUCCCAAAAGCGUUCCCACGAACGGUUGCAGGCACAGCUGAACGAUCUCGUAAAGACCUUAGAAAAGGUCGAGGUCAGCAACGUCGACAUUCCUUCCGAAUGGAUCAAUUUUAAAUGGAUUGGCAUUGGUGGAAAGAAGGGAGACGCUUCCGAUACUUACGAACACUCCAAGGCUAUCGAACUUAUCAGCGGCAAAAUCACUGCUAUGAAUGCUGAUCGCGAACGCCUCUUGAAGGAAUCCAAAUUGUACAGUCAGAGCGAUGGCGCAAAGGAGGCGAGGAUCGCGUCGCUGGAGCGACAGCUUCGUCAAACGGAGCACGAGCGAGACGAGCUGAAAGAGACAACCGACGCUCUCCACCAACGAAUGGCUGUUCGUGAAGGCAAGAUUGGAGCUCUCGAAGAGCUCUUCCAAAACAUUAACUCUAACCGAACCCUUGAAGCAAGAACGAGACGAAAAUCUAAGGUCUCCAUGGAUCGUAGCCAGCGUUCGCUCCUCGAAGACGAUGACGAUGAUGAAGAUUAUGACUGUGUUGAUAUCGACUCAACGGCGGGCGACAAGAGCGUCGCGCAAACAUUUGAGGAGAUGUUUGUCAAUAUUUGGACAAGCGUUACAGGUGGAAGUAGAGGCGAAGACGACAAUGACGACGACUCGUCACGCGGAAAUUCAUCCCAAGCCUCAACUUGCCUCUCUACGAAUUCCUACCACACCAAACAAAUUGAAGAUGAACUACAAGCAGCGGCUAGACAAGAAUUCGAGGAACUCCAAGAAAGCCACCAACUCCUCAACGAAGACUACGAAUCGGCUCAAUUCAAGAUAUCUGAUCUGAGUGCAAGACUCGAAGAAACAACAAUCAAGGCCAACUCCUUCGAAAAGAAGGCGGGAUUGAGAGAGGUAAUGCUGAAGGACGUCAUCCAGCAAUACAAAGAAUUGCAAUUGGAGCAUUCGUCUUCACUGGAUCGAGUGGAGCAACUGAAGCAAAAGGUGAAGGUAUUUGUGCAACGCGAACAGGAGCGAGAACAAGAACGAAUAGCUUCAGAGGCUGUGACUGCCAAUGGGAAUGUCAAGGGUUCUUCGACUGUGUUGUUGGUAGAAGAAACUCCUACCUUUGACAUGUCGGAACGAACCGAGAGGACUUCGAAUGACGAAACCGUAGGAGAAGAUUCUCCUUCGUCACCUUCCCACGGCUUGGAGAAGAACUUCGCGAUGGAAGAUUAUGAGCGCCUCGAAACAGAAUGUGAUCGUUUGCAACACGAAUUCGACGUUGCUAUCGAAAAGAUCAACGAGCUAGAGAAAGCACUGGAGACUGCCAAGGCCGAAGUUCGUGAUUCCCAAGCCACUCAGGUAGAACAAGCGCGAAAAAUUGCUCUUCUGGAAGGAGAAAAGACUGACUUGCAAGAGCGCCUUAUCGAGGCCUCAGCUAAAAUCAUGGACUCCCAGUCCACACACACUCAGCGAACAGUACAAGUCGAAGACGAAUUGCGUCUAGCAGAACUCCGGGAGCAAGAAGCUCGAGCAAAACAAGUGCAACGAGAGAAAGAUCUAUGGGAAGUCAUCGAGCAAUAUAAGAAGCUUGCUGAUGAAAAAGAAUCCACGGAGGGGAAGGAGACAGAGGCUGAAGACCAGAUGGUAUUGACAGAUAAGGUCAAAAUUCAGAAAAGAGAUUUGGUAUACGAGUACCGAAAGAUGGAGAAAGGUAAGUGGUUCCAUCCAACAUCUGCAUUUCUAGAAAUGAACUGUAUCACCUCCCUCGUUACUUAUUUACGUUUUGGUUUGGUCUAACAUUCGUCGUCUUGGUUUCAUCAAUCGAAUUCACCAGCCUUGGAAGAAGCCGUAGCAACUGAACAACAACUCGCAUCAGACAUGGAAAAUGCAAAGAAUGAAGCCGCAAAAUGCAGAGAGGAGACGAAGGCAAUUCGAAAACGCUUAGCAGGGUGUCAUUCUCAUUAUAAACAACUGCGAGAAGAAUAUACCUUGCUUCAGCAGGAAAACGAAGAAUUGGACUACCGUUUGUCCGAAGCUCAGACAAACGGACGCGUAGAAUCGUUGAGCUAACAUAACGACCAACUUCAUUCACUGAGCUGACAACAAAAAAAGAAGCGAGUAUCCGAGUAUGAAACCACAAAAUUGUGGUGACUAUAGCUACUGAAUCUGCUCUUUCGUGAUGACAAGGAUAGUAUGGACAGGUGAGCCUGCUUGCAUUAAGGUUGCAAACAUUAACGUUUGGUGAAAGAUGUACCAAGGGCAUGAUAUUCCCUCAAGAAGAACCAAGAAGAUGAAUAACAACUAGUACCAGUAGUAGUACUACAGUGAAAAGUAAACCUAAAUUUUUUUC